Molecule: messenger RNA, 6388 nt
Organism: Leucoraja erinaceus (little skate)
Lineage: Eukaryota; Metazoa; Chordata; Chondrichthyes; Rajiformes; Rajidae
Gene: emc3
Product: ER membrane protein complex subunit 3
Exons: 8
Coding region: 42-827 (261 amino acids)
Biological process (GO): protein folding in endoplasmic reticulum
Cellular component (GO): membrane; EMC complex
Source: RefSeq, a predicted model, not a curated record
GAACACAAGAGUGUGCGUGGUGGCGUCAUUUCCUGCUGAAGAUGGCGGAGCCGGAGUUGUUGCUGGAUUCCAACAUCAGGCUCUGGGUGGUUCUGCCCAUUGUCUUUAUCACUUUCUUCGUGGGGCUGAUCAGGCAUUACAUCUCCAUCCUCCUACAGAGCGACAAGAAGCUCACGGAGGAGCAAGUUUCGGACAGUCAAAUUCUGAUCAGAAGUAGAAUUUUGAGAGAAAAUGGAAGAUAUAUUCCAAAACAGUCUUUCCUAACGCGGAAGUAUUAUUUUAACAAUCCGGAUGAUGGAUUUUUCAAGAAGACCAAAAGAAAGGUUGUUCCACCCUCUCCCAUGACCGACCCCACUAUGGUGAUGGACAUGAUGAAAGGCAACGUCACCAACGUACUUCCCAUGAUUCUUAUUGGCGGAUGGAUCAACUGGACCUUCUCCGGUUUUGUCACGACAAAGGUCCCCUUUCCUCUGACAUUACGUUUUAAGCCCAUGUUACAGCAGGGAAUUGAACUACUCUCACUGGAUGCUUCCUGGGUGAGCUCUGCCUCUUGGUACUUUCUGAACGUUUUUGGACUCAGAAGCAUGUAUUCCCUGCUGCUGGGACAAGAUAAUGCUGCAGAUCAGUCACGUAUUAUGCAAGAACAGAUGACUGGUGCUGCAAUGGCAAUGCCUCCAGAUACAAAUAAAGCUUUUAAGGCUGAAUGGGAAGCAUUGGAAAUCAUGGAUCAUCAGUGGGCCUUGGAGGAAGUGGAAGAAGAGCUCAUGGCCAAGGAUCUUAAUUUUGAAGGAAUGUUCAGCAAGGAAAUGGAGACAUCAAUGUUUUGAGGCAACUUUAACCAGAAUCCCAAAUUAAAUUUCUCAUAAACUUGGGUUUGCAGUAAGACUGAAAUUUCUCCUCGACUUAAAAAUUCACUUGAAAAUAUUGGAAAUGUCUUUUAAAGCUUCAAGUUACACAAGCCACUGACUUGAUACUUUACUGUGAAUUUGAAAGCCAUUAGCGUAAAGAUACUAGUCAAGAAUAGAUUGUAUUGUUUCUUAUAACAUCCCAGGAAUUGUCUCCCUGUUCAUUCAUAAAAUGCAAGUCACUUUGUCUAAGGUGUCCAUGACCAAACGUGUUGGAUCCCUCCUUUGUUAAAACCAUUGUGGUGUGGGGGGAGUACUAUUCUCAUGUGGGUGAGGGUGUUUUUUUGAGAUAAUGUUGCAGUAUGUUAUUUUGGAGUUCUUAAAGGUCAAAUUUAGAAUUUUGGAGUUCUUAAAGGUCAUAAUUUAUCUUCAUCUUGUGACUAAAUGUUGACCUAUCAAUUUUUUUGCAUAUUAAUACUAAGGGAACUGGGGUAAAUAGGACGGGAAUAUGUGGUUGUCCUUUGACCAUGUUGAAAUUGUGACUGAGAAGUUACAGGUUUUGCAUUAUGCCCAUUUUGAUGAUUUCACUGUAAACUGUUUGGUGUCUGCAAAAGAACAAAAAAAAAAAUCUCAUACAAUAUAUUUUAAAUUUUAAUUUAUAAUUUCUACGCUGAGUUCCUUCUCCUCGCUAACUGCAGAAAUUGAAAUAUCACAAGAAAUUUAACUAGCAAUGUCAUUCAGAGGUGAACUCUGUAUUUGCAUUAUCUUUGCUCUAAUCAUGAAUUGGCUUUUCUAUUCCUGAAAUUUUGCACUUUAUGGUUGCAGAUCGGUGGCACUCAGUUCACUGCUUUCUCUGUUAGUGAGAAAAGGAAAUGUGGAGCUGUUUUUAAAAUGAAUAAUUUGUCCACUUUUGGUUUGGAAACGUAAUCUUGCUAGGACACUGCGUCAGUGUUUUGAAUAUGCUCUUGUGGUAACUAAAGUAUUUUAAGACAACUGAUCAAUGUGUGCAUUUCUGACACGAUAUUGCCCAUUUGUUUAAGGGCAAGUAAAAAGAAAACUGAUUACCCCAUCUGUUGCAUCCUGUAAGUUCAGAGAAAAGCUAAACUAUCUGGAGAAAAUCCCAAGAACUUCCUGUCUGUACAAUUUAACUGGUCUCAACCAGGCCAGAGAUAGUUUAGUUCUCAUUCUGCAGGAGAUGCUUUUUUGUUACCACCACCCCCACCUAACAAUUAGGAUGUGUGUGGACAUUUGACACUGACAGAUUUGGAUAAGUGUUUGGUGCACAUUAUGGACAAAUCGCCCAAGGAAAUGCUCCUUAAAAGUUUACAAGUGAAGUCUUGGAAUUGGCCAAGGAUUUGUGUGUCAACCAUUUAAAUCAUUAAAUUGUGAAAAACUUAGAAACAACAAAAAAGACAUAUUGACUGCACGUAUGAAGAAGGAUUCCAACCCAAAAUGUCACCUAUCUAUAUUCUCCAGGGGUGCCUUUUGUGUAUUUCCUUGGCAAACUGAUUAUUUUGCUUCAUCGUAAUUAUUGAGCCACUCAGUUAGAGAGAACUGUAAAAGGUUUUGUUUCAACUGCAUGGUAUGCACUUGGGAUUAAGCCAUAGAGUCCCACCUAUUUCUCAACCCCUCGGUCUGAUCACCUGAGAUAAAGUUGUUUUGUUUCUCGACCAAAUUGAAGUAAAAUGAUGGUCCACUUGUUUCCAAGACUAGUUUUGCAUACACGUUUAACAUCCUUUUAAUGUUUAAUGUUAAUUUGUAAACAAUAUAUUCCAUGGCAUGCUGCUGAUAAACCCAUCCAAUAAAUGGAUGUUUGUGUGUAUGCAUUCUGGUAUGAUUAGUAUCAAAUUUUGCCCUUGCUUACUGUUUUUUUAAUUUAAAUUACUAUAAUGGCUUUGAAUUCUUUCCUGAUGAAGUUGGCUUGCAAUACGAUAUGGUGUUUCAGGUACGACUAGUCCUUCAUUUUUUCUCACAGACAAAAGGGUAGUGAGAGGCUAUUUGACACUUGCUUAGCAAUGUUCGAAUGGAUCCCUUGCUACUUAUUUCUAUCAUCUUCCACUCCAUUGCAAAUCAUGUUUCCGAACAUCUAUCUGCAUUUGAUAUACAACUAAACCUGACAAGUUGGGCUUUGACUCUAUAAUAUGCCUAGCUUUGCAUUUCUCGUCUGAGUCGAGCUGUGUCAUCUGGUGAAGGCUCAAUAAAUUGGCCAUUACGAAAUAUGAACAUCAAUAGGCAGAUAAAGUUUUGUGUGUAUCUAAUAACUAUAUAACAGCACUGCAUUAACAUUCCAACACAACUUUCAUUCUGAUGGAAGGUCAUAGAAUUGAAAUGUUAACUUUUCUCCAGAGAUGUUGCUUACUCUGCUGGACAUUUCCAACAUUUUUAUGUUUGUACUAACAUUCCAGUAACGGUCUCCUUUCAAGGAUACCCAGAUUAUUAUUAUUAUUAUUAUUUGUUUGCAACAAUUAAGCACUUCUGGGCAUGAUGGGGGUGGGGUGUUGUAUACCAUUCUACCGCCAUUGUACAAAGUUAACAACUUGUACCUUGUUGCUGUUGUAUAAACAUUACUUUUACUUGGUUCUCCUUUGUCAUAGAAGUGUUUCAGAUGAAAGUUACAAGUUCAUAAAGUGUAACAAGAGAUAGUGAGGAGCAUGUAAAAUGUAAUCAUGUGCCCCUGGGGAGGUUUUUAGACUUGCAUUAUUAACAUUUCAUUCUGGAGACUUUUUUUGCAAAAUUGGUCUUUAUUGUUGGUGUUAAAUGACAGUUUCUUUAAUGGGUUUAAAGCUCAAUUCUGUGUUCAUUUGAUUAAAAAAAACACUUGCUCAUUAAAGCCUGAGGCCUGGUCUGGUGCAAUAGUUAAUGUUUUGUGAAUAACAAGAAAAGGCAUUUCUGACAAUUGUCUCUAUUUAAAGAACCUGACUUUCAAACCUGUAUAGCAAAAAUGUGUGGUUUGCAGUUUAAACUAAAAGUAUCAGAAAAUCUCGGUCUAUCGUUAUUGCAUUAAAAGGGCAAGAAAAGGUAUAGAUGGUUAAACGUAAAUUGAGUAUAUAUAGAUAAUUGACAAAGAGCUUGUUAAAAUAUCAGCUGAUAUUGCUGAUUUUAAUGCAUGAUUUUUUUUUUUAUCCUUUUGAAUUUGUGAGAUUUCACAAAAUACACAAAUCAGAUGAGUUUCGGGAGUCCUGCUGUCAAAGAGCCAUCAUUUUUCCAAUGGGAUCAUUAAAAAUAAGGAAUCAUAAUCUGUUUCUCGUACAGGUCCACCACUGAUUUUCUGGUUUCAGAGCCAUGCCAAAUUAUCCAGUUUGCUGGGCCAUAGAGGUCACGGCCCCAGGAUUCAAACGGUGUGCAAGGGGCCUGCAAAGUCGGCCUCGGAAGUUGGCACUAGCUAGGCUGGAGUUCCAGAGCCCUGGCCACAGGGGGAAAAUUUGAUCCUCCGAUCAGAAGUUCAGCCCCAAUACGGUAGAGGUUGGCUGCCUCACCCAGCCUAGCUGACACAAUUUGGGGGGGGGGGGGGGGGGGAUUUCAAAUGCGCUCUCGUAAUUUUGUCCUGAUCAAAGGAGGUGUUCGACCAUCAGCUGUUGAAAAAUCAGUAGUGGACCUGUACAAACAAUUUCUAAUAAGCCAAUCCAAGAAUCCACCAAGGAACACGCGUUUCUCAAAGGGUCAUUAAACAAUAAAAUUCACUUCAGCAUUACUCAUUUUCCAGUUUUUGUUUCAUUAAAUAUGAAGUUCUUACUUUUAGAAACUAUGUAACAACAAAAAUGCCCAUCUUUUUUGUAUUAAUUUUCAAACCAAUUUUUGCACGUCAAGGUUUUGACACAUCAUAUGUCCUGCUGAGAAAUGCUCAUUUGGAAAAGUCCAAAUGAGUCCAUUGUUUCAGUAUGUCACAUUCCUGACGUAUUAAAUACUGAAGAAUGAGUCUCCCUGCUUCACCCUCCUGAUAGGAAUGGGCUCAGUCUUCACUUCUAUGCCCUUGUUCAUAGUAAUUAAAUUCAAGUUAAGGUGCAUAAUAAGAUCAAUAAAUUGCUUAUUGAUCUUCAUAUGACAUAAAGCUUUUAUUACUUUGACUAACCUCAUCGCAAGCUUUGGAUAAAUCAUCAAAGCCAGAGACUUGCGGUUCUUUUGACUCUACAUUUUCAAUCUAUUUUGACUACAGCCCAUGGUAGAUGCUAGAAAGCCCUUUCAAUGGAUUUUAAGGUCAUUGGCUUAAAUUAAUCUAGUCUUGGUUUUUUAAUGAAAAAUCCCACAUAAAAUGGAGCUGAUCGAAAAAGACCUCCAAUUAUUGAUCAUUACCAUGUCAUCCAACUCUUGGUAUGAAGACUUCUUGCUUUAAUAUUGUUCAUAUUGCUCCUACACCAUAUACAAAAAGAAUAAAAUUGCACUAACAUAGCCAUGGCAUUCUCUUGAACUCACCAGAUUUAAUUCAAUUGGGACCAACAGCUGUAUUUAUUUUUGAGUACACCAAAGGCUUCUCCAAUCUUAGCAGCAACAAUUGGGUAUAAUGGAUACGAACUGUUGAUACUAUUCCAGCCAAGUCUAAACUUGGUGAUAUCUACACGGUUAUCAUAAAUCACAAACCAAGAUAUAAAAAUCCAUCUAAAACUCCAAUAUUUCCGAGACAGACUAAUUGAGUUGCCCAUAAACCUUCUGUUCUCAUUAAACAACUUCUGCAAUACUAAAUAUGCACUCAUUUGUUUCGUAAACUAUUGCUUUGCACUCAAGUUAGGAAACUCCUUUCUUGUGUAUCUGCAAACACCUCCAUCGUGAACAGGCACUGUCUCUAUCUUGUACGUAGCCCUGAAAUGUAAAUGUAGCUUUAACAGAUUCAGAGAUCUAAAACUGAGCUUUUAUAAUCUGGGCAGAAUUUAUCAAUGGUUAAAUGCACCCUGAUGCAAUCCAAGAGAUUUAAUGGGAAAUUUACCGUUUCUGAAAUUUGUUUGGCUGGCAAUCAAUUAAUUACAACUAGAAAGACUAAGAAUAGAUGCCCACGCUUCAUGAAAGGCCAACUGGACAAUGUAGCAGAGAAGAGCUGUUGUUCCUAAGUGAAAGUUAACACCUUGAGAGAGCAAAGCCUUUUCUAUCUGAUUAUCUGUAAAUAUGUAACUAAAGCAUGGUCCCAAUUGCUCUAUGCUAUUGUUCCCAAUUGCUGGUGGUAAAUACCACUUCUGCUGCUCUUAUAUUUAUUCUACACUUUCAGUAAACAGUUACACGAGCACACAGUUUUUCAACUUUUAUCAUUCAAUUUGUGUCCUCUUCCAUUAUAGGGCCUCUGAAAGGUAAAAUAUAUGAAAGCCUAUGGAACCUAAAUGGUUGAAUGUGUACUCUAGUGUAACACAACAGAUCUCAUGAAAGUUUGACUUUUUCAGUGACUGGUUGACAACUGUCUUUUUAUAUUCACUCUAUUUAAAAAAUAAAAUAAAAUAAAACCCCAUAUUUAAUAACCCUGUUCUCAGAAACUAUCUGCAUAUUAUUUUGCAGACAAACUUGCUCAGUUUUGUACGAGAUGUUAUUUUCAUUAUGUGUUUAAUAAAUUUUUUGAAUAAGAA